Messenger RNA from Pleurotus ostreatus (oyster mushroom), 1335 nucleotides. RefSeq lists its product as uncharacterized. The transcript is spliced from 13 exons. The record is from RefSeq and is a predicted model, not a curated record. Bases 1 to 1335 code for a protein of 444 amino acids. NCBI's taxonomy places the organism in Eukaryota, Fungi, Basidiomycota, Agaricomycetes, Agaricales, Pleurotaceae.
AUGUCGCCGCCAUUCGAUGCCUCGACUUCAAAGUCGUCGGGACCGACGCCGACGUCGGACACGAAGGCUCGCGGAGCAAAUCGCUCAACAAAAGUGGCGGGAAAACUAAAAGUACUUCCUGAACAACCCGAACCCGAAGUCCUUUUACCCCCAACCCGCUUAGUUGUUCCACCCAAAAGGCGUGUUGUUGAGGACGCGACUGGGGCCACUGGAGAUAGCGAGGACGCAGACGCGGAUGAGGAAGACGAUGAAGAGGAACUAGAAGAGGAACCGGAGGAGAUUGAGGUCUACAAUCAAAUAUCCCUUAUACCCGACGGUACCGCAAAAAGGGAUGCCUUAAAAUUGACGAAGAAGAAAGCUAAAUCACUGCCCAGAGUGACUGCCUAUGCUACUGCGAGUUCAUACCGACUUGAGGAACUUAUGAAAUUCUUCAAUGCCCGAAGAAACGCAUACCAAACCGACGCCAAGUUGAUAGAUGAAGUCCUAUAUACGCCAUAUGUCUACGAACCGCUGUCACAAACCGAUACGCGCCAGUCUAAACAUAAGACUGACGACAGCACCGGGGACCUGCUGGGUGUACCGGAAUUGCUUCCAACUGACGACAGUGGCGCAACUCCCCGUCCAAUCAAGAAGAAGAGCAAAUUCAAUAUCACAGCGUCUCAGGCGGAGAUAUUCCUCUUUAGUUACGGUACUGUUGUCAUAUGGGGCAUGACGGAGGUCCAAGAAAAGCGUUUCCUUGCAUCAAUAAAACGCUUCGAAGUAGAAAAACUAGCUCCCGACGAUGUUGAAAUGGAAGACCUCAAUUAUUAUUACGCAAAUUAUAGUAGGAUCUACAACGACGUCAUUACGCUCCGCAAGGGUUCGAGCUAUAUGACGAAGCUUUCAUUAUCGCACGCACUCUCACAAUCCGUCAAGAUCUCCUUGUUUGAAGAUCUAAUAUCCUCAACAAUAGAGGAAACGAAGGAUAUUCCAGAAAUGAUAAGUGAGACAGGGAAGAUAGGGAUGCCACACAAAGACAUCAUGCAGAAGAUUGGGCAACUCUUUCUCUUGCGGACAAACAUUAACUCCGUCGGUUCAGUGCUCGAUUCACCCGAAGUGUUCUGGAGUUAUCCCGACUUACAACCACUAUAUGAUGCGGCGCGAAGUUAUCUCGAGAUUCCGCAGCGAUUGAACCUCCUUAAUACUCGAGUGGAGGUUCUUCAAGAUAUGCUUCAGCUUCUGAAAGAGUCCGUUUCCAGUAGGCACGCCGAACGCCUGGAACAGAUCGUGAUCGCUCUCAUUGGAAUCGAAAUUGUUUUGGGGAUCAUCACUAUCCUUGUGGACCUUAUGGCGUGA